Molecule: messenger RNA, 216 nt
Organism: Fulvia fulva
Lineage: Eukaryota; Fungi; Ascomycota; Dothideomycetes; Mycosphaerellales; Mycosphaerellaceae
Exons: 2
Coding region: 1-216 (71 amino acids)
Source: RefSeq, a predicted model, not a curated record
AUGGGCAGCAGGGAUGCUUUAGCCUUUGGCGAUGCAGAAAGCUUGUUCGCCAUCCGGCCGGCUCUGCCGAGUCGGGAAGCCUUGCCAGCACGGGCUGUGAUAGCAAUAGAUGUGACGAUGAGAAACCGAGACCUGACCACAUGGUCGAUCUAUGUCGCAAAUUCAACGGUGGGUAUUGCCAGACCAAAAGAAGUCGCACCAGAUCAGAACAAGUGA